GUCAGUUCAGUCGCGUCACUGGAUAAUCAGCAAGUUUGAUUCUAAGAGAUAUUCAAUAUAUAAUACACUUCAAUGAUGUAUUUGCAUGUAUGGAUAUAUUAAGUGAAAACAUUUGUGCUUAUAAUGGAUUUACAAAACAGCAACAAUCGCAAACAGUUCAGCGUACAAUAUGGAAUUGUGAGAAAUACUAUGUGUAGAUGAAAAAUAGAUACGUGCAGUGAAAUAUUAAUGUGGUGUACAAUUAUAUGUAUACCAGGUGUUUUUAAACCAUUCAUCCAAAUACAAGUCAUACAAAAAUUGCGACGAUGCUUCUCAAUGAAUGUGAAAAAGUUAAUUUCCUGAAGAAGAAAAUAAUAAUGUGUACAUGAGAAAGCCCAGAAAUUAAGCCUGAAUAAUAAGACGUAUUGUCACUUCCAAAUCGAUUAUUAAAAUUAAAAUGCAGGAAGUGUGUAGUUCGGUGGAUCAUAUGGGAGCACAAGUGAAAUCGGAAACUCCCAAUUUGGGGGCAUUGCAAGGAAGUGUGUUAGUAGAAGCAGAAGCAACUUCGUCACAAUCGCGCUCCCCGUUAAGUCAAACUGUCACUCAUAUUAAUCGAAAACCAUUAACAUGUGAUAAAUCAACAAGAGGUGCUACUCAACUAUCGACAAGUGCAGAGUUAACACCACAAGUUCAUCCUGACUCGUCUUACUGGAUGCAAACCGAAAGUGGAUUUAUUAAUUCUCAACCAUCAAUGGCAGAAUUUUUGACGCAUAUAGAUUCGGAGAGUCCGAAAUUAAUUUCACAAGGAUAUCAAAUGACAUCAACCGAAAACGUUGACUCUGUACCAGAGUACCCAUGGAUGAAAGAAAAGAAAACAGCCAGAAAAAGUCAAACACAAGCGGAAUUUGUUGCAGAAAACGGAUUACCUAGGAGGUUGAGAACAGCUUAUACCAAUACGCAACUUCUAGAGCUCGAAAAAGAGUUUCAUUUCAACAAAUAUUUAUGUCGACCACGAAGAAUUGAAAUUGCUGCGAGUUUAGAUUUAACAGAACGACAGGUCAAAGUUUGGUUUCAAAAUAGACGAAUGAAGCAUAAACGGCAGACUUUAUCCAAAACUGACGAUGAAGAUUCGAGCAAGGAUGACUUGAAAGAUUCAAGUUCCAAAAAAUCUUGUCAAGGUUGUGAACUACCAUCUGAUGACAUACCCGAUUCGACCUCCAACUCAAGAGGACUUAAUAAUAGUACUCCUAAUAAUUCCGCUACCCCGAAUUCUACUGUGGAAAUUUCAACUCCUGCUGGAAAUACUGUAAACGCAGAUUCAAGCGUAGCUUCUUCUGGAAGCAUUGACGAAGAAGAGGAAAUGCAUAUCAAAGUGAAGAAGAAACUCGAUAGUUCCACAUCAUUGAAAAAAGAUGGUUCUAUUCCAAUAAAAAAUAUCACCCAUGCAAAAAAUAAUGAAUCUUACAAGAAAGACUUGAAUACUAGUUCAACUCAAGUGCCAGCAACAACGAAUGUGAUUUCAUCUUCUGAACUGAUUUCAAACACAAACCCGCCUGUUCAUUACAACCAGGUUGGCCCAUUCUCAGUAAUGAGAAACAAAAUUCAACAUCAUGCGAACUUCGAGAAUGUACCAACACCCAAUAUAAGUGGUUACUAUGGAGGACUGAAUAGACAAGAAUAUUUCAACAAGUCAGAUUCAGUAUAUCAUCAAUACACCAAACCGAUGCCAUCACAUCAAUAUACAAACCAACACGCUUCGAGCCAGAAGCCAGAAUUCCCUCCAACGUUAAAUGUAAAAAAUCUGUGCACCCGAUUGCAUCCUGAAUCUCCAAGGGUUCAAUCACAUCACGAAGGAUUUCCGCAUCACACCCCACAUUACUACGCUAAUGACAACACUCCAACUGGUGUUUCAUAUAGUAGUACACAGUGUUAUCACAAUGAGUAUGAUACACAACCAGAAUUCAACAGUGCAUAUUAUGAACCUAAGUCACAAUCAUAUUUUCACGAUGGUACAGCUUAUCAUCAUCAUCAUCACCAUCACCACAAUACUAUUGGAACAGCAAACAUACAAGGUCCCAUGGAAUAUCAAACCAAUAACAAUUUUUUGAACUCUGACGGCUCUGAAAAUUUCAAUUUUCAUCAGCCUUAUUAUGAUCCGCAUCAGAUAAAUAAUCCUUAUCAUCAUAGCAACAGUAAUAAUAAUAAUAGUGCUUCAAACAUUAUCGAGCCAAAUCAUGGACAGUCUGCUCACGAUGCUUAUAUAACACAUAAUAGUAAUAUACCUAUUAGUUACGGACCAAAUAAUGCAAAUAUAGGUAGUAAUAAUACUAAUUCGAGCAUAGCCAAUAUGGAAAAUUCAAAUUCGUCGUCAGAUUUCAAUUUUUUAAGCAAUCUGGCUAAUGACUUCGCGCCUGAAUAUUAUCAGCUCAGUUAAUGCAUGAAAGCAUCGGACAUUAGAUGAAAAUAAAUUUAUUCAAUCAUUGUAGAGUGUAUUCAUCAAUCAUUAUGCUGAAAUCAAAGUAAGGUCAAGCUUGAAUAAUUUAUUGAUUUACAUAAAUGUUAUAUCUUACUGUACAAUAUCAAAUAAGUAUUAGUUAUUAUAUCUGUAAGGUUAUCCAUUUAUUUUAUACCAAAUAUUGUUUCUAUUAUUCACUGCAAAUAAACUAAAGCAAACUCAUUCAUCUGAGUAUUUUUACGUCACAGUGAAUCGAAAUAUUGCGACAGCAAAAUCAAGUUAUAAUACCAGCGGUAAGUUAUGUCGUCUCCAAAAGUUUCUCACGCAAUGACUUUUGGCAGUUUGGAAAGAAUAUAUUUAAUAUGAAAAGGAGUAGACAAGUGGAAAAGAAUUAUUUAGGAUAAAAAAAAACUCGGAUAGCCAAUAUUCACAGGCCUCUUUUGUAGCUAACUUCUGACUACCUAGCUCGUUCGCCAUGGACAAAAACAGGUGGUAGUCACUUGGUGCAAGGUCCGGACUAUACGGCGGAUGCAAAAGAACCUCCCAUCCGAGCUCCCGGAGCUUCUGGUGCGUCACCAAAGAAGUGUGUGGCCUGGCGUUGUCCUGAUGGGAGACAAUGCGGCCUCUGUUUAUCAAAGAUGGCCUCUUCUUCAUGAGUGCUACCUUCAAGCGGUCCAGUUGUUGGCAGUACAGGUCCGAAUUGAGCGUUUGGCCAUAGGGAAGCAGCUCAUAAUAGAUUAUUCCUUGACAAUCCCACCAAACACACAGCAGAACCUUCCUGGCCGUUAAUGAGGGCUUGGCCACCGUCUGAGCCGCUUCAGCGGGCUUCGACCAAGACCGUUUGCGCUUCACGUUGUCGAAAGUGACCCACUUUUCAUCGCCAGUCACCACCCGCUUCAGAAACGGGUCGAUUUUGUUGCGAUUCAGCAGCGAUUUACAUGCGUCGAUACGGUCAAAGAUGUUUUUUUGCGUCAACGUGUGUGGCACCCAUACAUCGAGCUUCUUUGUGAAUCCAAGCUUCUUCAAAUGGUUAAUAACGGUUUGAUGACUUAUCCCCAGCUCUUGGCCGAUGCUACGGCUGCUACUAUGCUGGUCUUUCUCGGCUAAUUCAGCGAUUUUGUCGCAAUUUUCGACGACAGGCCUUCCGGAGCGUGGCGCAUCUUCGACGACCUCUACACCAGAACGAAAACGUUGAAACCAUCGUUGUGCGGUGGAAAAGGGAAACUGUAUCGGGUCCAUAAACUGCACAAAUUUUAUUGGCAGCUUGAGAUGCAUUUUUGCCUUUGUCAUAGUAAUACUGUAAAAUAUGUCGGAUUUCCUCUUUAUUUUGCUUUAUAUUUGCGACACUAUAACUCACGAACGACUUAACCAAACAAAACACUGUCAAGGACUAUAUUAUAGCGCGCAAAAAUACCUUUCCAACAAGCUAUAGUAUGACUCGAUACAACGAAUACAACUAGAACUACGCGCUUACAACGACACCUCGCGGAAAUACCGCAGGACUUUUUUGACAGCCUAAUAUGUACUUAUGCAUGUAAAGAAGUCAUUAUAUUCAUAAUAAACGGAUUCUACUGUAUCCACUAAUAUCUGGUCAAAGGAUGAAAUGUAGGAAAUUGUUGAAUUUUCAUAAAAAUACAAAAAAAAUUUAAGAGAAAAAUUACCCUGAAUAAAUUAUUCUAAAAACUGAAAUUCAUUUUUCUUAAAAACGUAUGUUUUCUCAAAAAAAUGUGUACAAUGUCGGACAAGUAACUCAUACAUCGAAA
Molecule: messenger RNA, 4197 nt
Organism: Toxorhynchites rutilus septentrionalis
Lineage: Eukaryota; Metazoa; Arthropoda; Insecta; Diptera; Culicidae
Gene: pb
Product: homeotic protein proboscipedia
Exons: 6
Coding region: 437-2413 (658 amino acids)
Biological process (GO): regulation of DNA-templated transcription
Molecular function (GO): DNA binding; DNA-binding transcription factor activity, RNA polymerase II-specific
Source: RefSeq, a predicted model, not a curated record